Messenger RNA from Colletotrichum navitas, 216 nucleotides. RefSeq lists its product as uncharacterized. The transcript has 2 exons. Bases 1 to 216 code for a protein of 71 amino acids. Lineage: Eukaryota; Fungi; Ascomycota; Sordariomycetes; Glomerellales; Glomerellaceae. The record is from RefSeq and is a predicted model, not a curated record.
AUGAAGUCCAAAAACGAUGCACUCCUCUUCUACGUGCUCGUCACCCAUGGCGGUCAUCUAGUUUACCAAGAGCUCGCGGCGUUUCUGUUCCCGCUGUUUGCCCCGGGCUUGCAUCGCGCGCUGGGCCACGGGUGUGCGAACAGCGUCAUGGCCCCGGCGGGCGUGAUUACCUCCGUUCCGCUCCCCGUCUUCCUCUGGAAGUGCGGAGCUCGCUGA